Durusdinium trenchii is the source of this 218-nucleotide messenger RNA. The record is from the annotation of a GenBank genome assembly. Lineage: Eukaryota; Dinophyceae; Suessiales; Symbiodiniaceae.
GCCCGAAGCCCACCAUUCUCUACAGCAAUUACCGGUUCGUGCUGGAGUUGUACUUGCCACUGCCGAAAAACAUGGACUGGCCGGCUGCAAUGGCGAACAAGUGCCUCGGCUUUUGUUUGGCCUUUGAGGACUGGUGGUGUCAAUAUGAGGCGUAUGAGCGCCAUGCAUCGACCAUCAAGAAGGAGGUGAAGCAAAGAGCGCCACCUGGCUUCAACCGU